Molecule: messenger RNA, 735 nt
Organism: Talaromyces stipitatus ATCC 10500
Lineage: Eukaryota; Fungi; Ascomycota; Eurotiomycetes; Eurotiales; Trichocomaceae
Product: zinc finger protein, putative
Exons: 2
Coding region: 1-735 (244 amino acids)
Biological process (GO): regulation of transcription by RNA polymerase II
Cellular component (GO): nucleus
Molecular function (GO): RNA polymerase II transcription regulatory region sequence-specific DNA binding; DNA-binding transcription factor activity, RNA polymerase II-specific
Source: RefSeq, a predicted model, not a curated record
AUGUACGACGACUACGAAUGCGAAACAUGCUACCGAACCUUUGGUUCGCAGCACGCAGCCUCUCAACACAUGAACGCUCUUGAUCAUUGGGCUCCACGAUACAGUUGUGAGACUUGCCCCAAGCAAUUCUUCUCCGAGAGUGCUGCUCAAAAACACAUGACUGCCACUGGUCAUUUUGAGAACUAUUGCAAGGAUUGCAAGAGGAAGUUCAUCAAUGAAAAUAAUUUGAGAAUGCAUUUAAACUCGAAAAUCCACCGCGGAUCCCAGAUACCCUGUCCCUUCUGCAAAGUCAACUAUACUAGUGCAAGUGGGUUAACUCAUCACCUCGAACGUGGAGCUUGUCAGAAUGCUCCUUUUCUCAACCGUGAGAAGAUCUUGCAAAUCGUCCGUCGUCAGGAUCCGAACGGCAUCAUCACCAAAAAGCAGAUUGAGUGGUACAAAGAACAAACCACUGUGUAUGAGGUGACCAGUCAGGCAUACAAUGGCUCCGCUUGGGAGUGCUAUCUAUGCCAUCGAGAAUUCAAUGCUCGACAACAUUUGACUCAGCAUCUGAAUUCGCCAGUCCACAAACAACAGGUUUAUCAUUGCCCAAACUUCAAAUGUCCGAAGGAGUUCGUCACAUUGGCCGCACUGUUCAAUCAUCUGGAAAGUGAAACUUGCGCCUACAUGAAGUUCCAGAGCGUUCAGAAACAUGUUCAUGACAUUGUCACAGGACGGAAGAUGAUCGGCUUCUAG